Molecule: messenger RNA, 282 nt
Organism: Dichomitus squalens LYAD-421 SS1
Lineage: Eukaryota; Fungi; Basidiomycota; Agaricomycetes; Polyporales; Polyporaceae
Exons: 2
Source: RefSeq, a predicted model, not a curated record
CUCGCUGUCUCUCCCAUCUGCGGACCUCUGUCUGGCAGCGUCUCGGAUGUCAAUGCAGGGACCCAUCUUCAUGGUUUCAAGAUUAUAGUCACGUUUGGGGACUCCUUCACCAACGGUGGGCGACAAGACGGAGGUCCGCUUCCUCCACCAGUGAUCACGCCUCCGGACGCAGAGGCAGGGGGAAGGUCUACGAAUGGGAGGGUGUGGGUGGAGGACCUCGCAGAGCCGUUCAACACGACGGUGAUGGAAUACGCGGUAAGCAUGCCCCGCAUCCAUCAUUGA